This is a messenger RNA of Mucor velutinosus, 612 nucleotides long. RefSeq names its product tyrosine protein phosphatase yvh1 (gene YVH1). Lineage: Eukaryota; Fungi; Mucoromycota; Mucoromycetes; Mucorales; Mucoraceae. The record is from RefSeq and is a predicted model, not a curated record. The transcript is spliced from 2 exons. The coding region runs from base 1 to 612 and encodes 203 amino acids.
AUGGGUUGCUGCUCUUCGGUACCUGCAAAUGACGAUGGAAAUACUGGGUUAAAUGCCACCAGUGGAACUGCUACUACCACUGCUGCUGCCAGCGACAACCACAGACAAAUACAAACACAAACACAGACACAACAACAGCAGCAGCAGCAGCAGCAGCCAUCUCCAAUUCAAAUGAAUAAGCCAGAAGUGACAAUUACAAGAGCAUCCUCAUCUCUACAUUCGCAAAGUAAUAUUGAAAAGUCCUCGCUGAAGGAAGUAGAUAAUAAUUCUUCAGUUACAUCGUCAAACGCUGCUGCUGCUGCUUCACCUACCACCACCACAACGACAACAUGGCCAAUAUAUGUCCGACUUUCGUAUAAUGGGCAAGAUAUCACUUUCCAAGUACCUACACAACCUCCUUAUUUAACAGUGUCUGGACUGCGACAAGAAUUAUUACCACACUUGGAAAAGAACGCUCGUGUCAAGCUCAUUUAUUUAGGUAGAAUAUUGCCUGAUCAGCACGUUAUUGUACCCACUCAAACAGACGCUGAUGCACCUCUGCCUCCACCAAAAAAUCGUGCCAUCCAAAUACAAAAGGAAGGUGUUAUCCAGGCAAUGGUUACGAAAUCAUGA